Lachancea fermentati is the source of this 807-nucleotide messenger RNA. NCBI's taxonomy places the organism in Eukaryota, Fungi, Ascomycota, Saccharomycetes, Saccharomycetales, Saccharomycetaceae. The record is from the annotation of a GenBank genome assembly.
AUGAGCACAGAUAGACCGACUUUGGAAGCGAUCUUGGAGAUGGGGCGCAGGUCUUCACCCGACACAGCGUCGUCGCCGUUUUCGCUGGUGAUGUUUCAUGACUUUCUCAAAAAAUCGCACUGUGAGGAAAACUUGCAGUUUAUCUUGAUCACAGACUCGUUUUUGGACAGUAACGAGAGUUUCCCCGUCAAGCUCUGGAACAACAGUGUCUAUCUCCAGUUUAUCCGGCUGGAUUCGCCGCAGGAAUGCAACCUCCCGCAAGAAAUCCGGGAAAAGUUUGAUGAGUGCUACGUGAGCCAGACGCGGCCGUCCCGCGCCGACAUCGAGGCUGCACGCAAGCACAUUCUGCUGUUGCUUCAAGACGCCUUCAACAAGUUUAUCAAUAAGCAGCGCCGCUGCUCCGUCAAUACCUGUCCGUCGUGCAAAAGCGCGGGCGCAAGCGCGGGCGCAAGCAUGCCGGGCACCUCCAACAUCGCGUCCACGUGCACGGGCGCCAACACUGGUAACUCCUCCCCCGUGUCUCUCCUGUCUCCCGACACGCCGAUCCGCCUUGAAGGGUAUCCGUUCCCCAGCGAAUACGCCAUCGAAGACGACGACGACGCGGCCGCGACGCCCAUCAACUGCCUGUCGCCGAGCGGGGUGCCUCUCGAGCGCAACGUGCCGUCCACGCCGUCGUCGUCGUUUUCCAGCAGCAGCGCUGGCUUCAACUCUCUGAAGCUCAAGCACACGGGCAAGAAGCUCGUGCACAAAUUCAAGUUUCGUAGGAGCAGCUCCGGAAGUUCUGGAGGCUCCUCUACUUUACCCUAG